AUGGAGGCGUCGGUAAGUACGCAAAUGAAUGAAUAUAUUUGCAUUAUUUAUUGUCAAUUGUCAAAUAGACUUGAAUUGUGAUGAAUUUAAAAUACAGGUUAACUAUUGCUGUUGUAAAAGCUCGUGUUCAACAAAAAGAAAAGAAAAUUCUAGCAGAGGUUGCCCGUGCAAGGGGAAAAACUUGCAGUGCUCUGUUGACUGCAAGUGUGGAACUCGCAAUAAACCUUGCAAGAAUAAGGUAUGUUUCAAUGUUUGUCCAUAAAAAUGUAUUUAAUUUUUAUUCUUUCCUAAUUUUAACAAUAUUAUGUUAAUAUUGUUAUGAGGAAAGAUCUUUUAUGAGGAUUUUUUGUGGUUACAGGGAGAUACAGAAGAAAAUAGAGUGCGUGAAAGAUCAGCAAUUCGAUCAAGGGACGGAUUUCGUGGUUUAUCGCAAUCGAAUGUAAAUGAAACUGAAGAUCAGCAAAGAGAAAAAGAACACAAUGAUGUCAAGGUAUUUUUCUUUUGAAUUUCUGAAUAUUCUGCACUAUUGGAGUCAGCCCUUAACUGUCUUUAAUACAUAACAUUACAGCAAUAUAAUAUACAAACAUUUUCAAGGCCUUAUCACAUGACCCCUCUGUAAAAAAUGAGAAAACAUUGCUGAGAGAAAUUUGCAUGAGUGAAUCAUUACAUGUUCAUAUUACCAGCUUGCAUUGUUGAGAUUUUGAGCGUCUUGAUAGGGUCAUGGACAACAACUGCCUACAGUGAGGCUCAUUGUACUGAAGGAUGGUUUUAAUAGUGGAAAUGGGGCUUAUGAUUUAGCUAGUAGGUACUUAGUGUACAUACAAAUGCAGUGUAUGAGGGGCAUUUUAGGUUUUGGGACUUGGGCGGGAGCUCCCCCUUCCAAAUUUCAGGGUCUUUUUUAUUUGGGGGGAAUUUCCCCUCCUAUAGUCACAUACCCAGACAUAAUUUCCUAUGCUCACCUAUUUCCAUUUUAUCACUAUGGGAACAGGGGCGGAUUCAUUAUAGAAUAAUUACCCAUCUAGAAUUGUUAUAAAUGUUGGCUAUAGCUAGUAAAUAUCACUUUUUAUUAUAUUUUUAAUAUCAUAUUUUUAAAUCUGCAGACAUUAAUUUACUCGCUUGACGAUACAACAGUACGAAAGUUGGCAAUAAGGAGUUUGAGGAGAGGAAUAGGAAGUAUGGAUUACAUAGACACUUUACUGAUUGCAGAGGACGAUCUGGAUACAAAUGAUAACACAGAAGAGGUUUUGGAUGAUUUUAGUGAUGAGACAGAGGGUACAAGUGGAACAAGUCAUCAAAACUCAACAGGAAAUCUUGAAGCUGCCCCUUCAUGGUGUGUCUGCUCAAAUUGUAGCCCAAUGCCUCAAGAAAUAGAGAACAAAUGUUGCAAAUUGAAAAGUGUAUAA
Paramuricea clavata is the source of this 1403-nucleotide messenger RNA. The record is from the annotation of a GenBank genome assembly. NCBI's taxonomy places the organism in Eukaryota, Metazoa, Cnidaria, Anthozoa, Malacalcyonacea, Plexauridae.